Molecule: messenger RNA, 1660 nt
Organism: Meleagris gallopavo (turkey)
Lineage: Eukaryota; Metazoa; Chordata; Aves; Galliformes; Phasianidae
Source: RefSeq, a predicted model, not a curated record
GCCAAUCCCCACUUUGCUACCACCUCUUUUCAGGGAGUUGUAGGGAGUGAUAAGGUCUUCCCUGAGCCUGUUCUUCUCCAGACUGAGAGAUCUCAGUGCCCUCAACAAGAAUGUCUUCUGUCUGUUUUGCUCCAGCUCAAGAGAACCGAGGGCCCCAUCACCAGUUCUCCAUUCAGUAAAACUCAGCAAGAGGGCAAUGUGUGGCUAACAUAAGAGCUCCACCAGUAGCAAAGACUACUCAGCAGCUCACUGCAGUGCAGAUUGAAAAUGGAACAUUAGAUGUCAGGAUAAGAAAUCUGAGCAUACUUCUCAAAUCAAACAGCCAAGAUGAAGAUAGUAACAUACUGUUAAAUCUGAACCAGAAAUUGGCAAGCAUACUGGUUUCAAAGAGGUACUGAUUAAUCAAUGGCUUAAACUACAGAAAUGAGAGAUCUUCAGUAAAAAUUGAAAGCUUUUCAAGUUUGCAUAAAGUUGUCUAGAAGCAGAUCAAAGAGGGAGAACUAGCUCUAGAAAGAUUCACAGGCAGAAACUAAGUCCGUACAGAAAUGUGCCCAACAAAGCUAUUAAUGAAUAAGUCUUCCUCGGGGAAAUUAUAGGUAUCUUUUCACCUACUGGUUUAGGUAGCAUAAACAUCUGGAAUCAUAUUUCCUUAAUUAACAAGUAUGUCCCUGCCACAUUUUGCCAGGAGUCACCUGUCUGUGAUGUCACUGUGGUGCAGCACAGUCACCAUGAUGAUGUUUCUGAUGUUUCAGUCCUCUCCUUGCUCUCCACACCACGGGAGCCAUCACGCUUCAUCCUGCUGAUGGCAGGACAAACCUCAUCGGCUGGAGGAACACAGACAGAAAUUCCUGAGUGAAGAAUUAAUCAUUAAAUUAAUCAUUAAAUAAUUAAAUAUUAAAAUGGAGAUAUCAUUAUCAGAAACACCAAGUGUUUCUGUUCCAGACAUCGACUCGGCAGCCUCAGCUUCUUCUGUCCUUCAAGUACAUGGUAAAGCAGAUGCUCAGGAUGCUGCCUUAGGAUCUAGAAAAGCAGAAAACACUUCUCAAGGUUCACUUGAGGAAGCUUCCUCAAAAAGACAACCUCUUAAUCUGUCUGAAAAGUGCUCUGGCAAAGCCAAUGACUUCUCAUCCUUCUCCUUUCUGAAAAAACUCUGGGAAAUUGUUGAAAGCAAUCACUUUCAGUCCAUUUGGUGGGCUGAUGAUGGAAACUCUAUAGUGAUUGAGGAAACAUUCUUCAAAAGGGAAGUGCUGGCAAGGAGAGGAUGUCUGCAAAUUUUCAACAUUAGCAACAUGAAAACUUUCAUUCGUCAGCUUCAUCUUCACAGAUUCUUCAUUAUAGAAGGAGAUUUGCCAAGAUCUGCUUCACGUGCUAAAUUCCAAGCAGAUGAAGCAGCAGUUUCCACUUCUAGCAAGGAGAGAUUAUCCCCACCUGCUAAGAAGAUUCAAGCGAAGUACUGGUAUAAAAAAGAGAGCACCAGGUGCAUUCUCGCUGGACCUGGAUUUGAAGGAGGGCCACCUGAGCAGAAGCCCUCUGAAGAAACAGUCAGGCCCUGCUGCAUCAGUGUCAGUGGGCACUGAGCUCCCCAGUAGCAUCCAGGAUGCUGCUCCUGCUUCACCUGCUGCUUCCCUAUAUCACGUUGCAUCUUCUAUACCAAACGGUC